UGCUUUCAAUCGACGAAGGAGUUUUGAGUUGAGAGGAAGAGAGAGUUAGGAAUCAAUGGAGGAAGUAUCGAAGAACGGUGGAACGGAGAGUCCGACUAAAGAACUGGCGGUGGUUACAGUGCCGCCGUCUGAAGUGGAGGAGGAGGAGCCGUUGGUCGGACCUGGACCUGCUCCACGAGGAAAACGCAAGCGUCCCCUUCAGUUCGAGCAAGCUUAUCUUGAUUCGCUUCCUUCUGCUAAUAUGUAUGAGAAAAGUUAUAUGCAUCGCGAUGUAGUUACACAUGUUGCUGUUUCAGCUGCUGAUUUCUUUAUAAGUGGAAGUAUGGAUGGUCACUUGAAAUUUUGGAAGAAAAAGGGAGUUGGUAUCGAGUUUGCUAAGCAUUUCCGCUCCCAUCUUGGUCCAAUUGAAGGUCUAGCGGUUAGCAUUGAUGGUUUGCUUUGCUGUACAAUCUCAAAUGAUCAUGCUGUUAAAAUAUAUGAUGUUGUCAACUACGACAUGAUGGCUAUGAUUGCUUUGCCAUAUAUUCCUGGUGCUGUUGAGUGGGUCUACAAGCAAGGGGAUGUCAAAGCCAAACUUGCUGUUAGUGACCGAAACUCAUCGUUUGUGCACAUUUAUGAUCCCCGUUCUGGUUCCAACGAACCCAUUGCUUCCAGAGAGAUACAUAUGAAUCCAAUUAAGGUUAUGAAGUAUAAUCCUAUUGCAGACACAAUGAUCUCUGGUGACACAAAGGGAAUCAUUGAGUACUGGAGUCCAACGACAUUGCAGUUUCCGGAGGAUGAGGUAAACUUUAAACUGAAGAGUGAUACAAAUCUCUUUGAGAUUGCAAAGUGCAAAACAACAAUCUCUGCCAUUGAGGUGAGUCCAGAUGGUAGACAGUUUUCCGUAACAUCUCCUGAUCGUAGGAUUCGCGUGUUCUGGUUUAUAACUGGUAAACUGAGGCGGGUAUAUGAUGAGUCACUUGAGGUGGCCCAAGAUCUGCAGAGGAGUGAUGCACCAUUAUACAGGCUUGAAGCAAUUGAUUUUGGUAGAAGAAUGGCAGUUGAGAAGGACCUUGAAAAAACCGAGAGCGCUCCGCAGCCCAAUGCUGUUUUUGAUGAAAGCUCUAAUUUCCUUAUAUACGCCACUCUUCUUGGAAUAAAAGUUAUAAAUUUACACACCAAUACAGUUGCAAGGAUCCUUGGAAAGGUGGAGAGUAAUGAAAGGUAUCUGAGAGUUGCAUUAUAUCAAGGUGAUCAAGGAGGCAAGAAAGUUAGGAAGAUUCCAGCAGCUGCGGCAAAUGUAAAUGAAAGCAAGGAGCCUUUGACUGAUCCGACUAUUCUCUGCUGUGCCUUCAAGAAACACAGGAUCUAUAUGUUCAGUCGGAGAGAACCAGAAGAACCUGAAGAUGCAAGCCAAGGGAGAGAUGUGUUCAACGAGAAGCCUGCUGCUGAUGAACUUAUGGCUGCCUCAGAUAUUGGAAACUCAGCCACAACAUUGCUUCCAGAGAAUGUGAUCAUGCAUACUUCGCUGGGUGACAUUCACAUGAAGCUUUAUCCAGAAGAAUGUCCCAAAACUGUGGAGAAUUUCACAACACACUGUCGAAAUGGCUAUUACGAUAACCACCUUUUCCACCGGGUUAUCAGAGGAUUUAUGGUUCAGACUGGAGAUCCUCUUGGGGAUGGUACUGGAGGACAGUCUAUAUGGGGCAGAGAAUUUGAAGACGAGUUUCACAAAAGUCUACGGCAUGACAGACCUUUCACAUUGUCUAUGGCAAAUGCUGGCCCAAACACAAAUGGGUCUCAAUUCUUUAUCACAACGGUGGCUACACCGUGGCUAGACAAUAAGCACACUGUUUUUGGAAGAGUUGUGAAGGGAAUGGACGUCGUUCAGGGUAUAGAGAAAGUGAAGACUGACAAGAACGACAGGCCUUACCAAGAUGUUAAGAUAGUUAAUGUCACUGUUCCUAAAUCUUAGCAUCUUUGCUCUUCUCUCAAAGAUUCUGAACAAUCGUUGCUGAUCCAUACCCCGUGAUUGGUUCCGUGCUGGGACGUUGGUCUUGCGGCUAAUCUGAACUUUGUCGUUAAUCUGAGAUGGAUCGAACUGUGGGAUAUGUUUGUUGUGCCCGAGCUGAUUUAAGUUGGUGGCAUCAUCUUCUUGAUAGUACUGAACAUAAUUAUUCUUAGUUU
Messenger RNA from Capsella rubella, 2166 nucleotides. Its product is annotated as peptidyl-prolyl cis-trans isomerase CYP71. Lineage: Eukaryota; Viridiplantae; Streptophyta; Magnoliopsida; Brassicales; Brassicaceae. The record is from RefSeq and is a predicted model, not a curated record. The transcript is spliced from 13 exons. Gene Ontology annotation, molecular function: peptidyl-prolyl cis-trans isomerase activity; protein binding. Bases 56 to 1954 code for a protein of 632 amino acids. Gene Ontology annotation, biological process: protein peptidyl-prolyl isomerization.